GCGGCUCCGCAGGUUGUUCGGAGGCCGGCGGCAAAGCUCUCAGGCACCGCCCACACUCUCCUGUUUGUGCCGCCGUCCGGCCCCUCCACUCUCGCCCCCUGCAAGGAGCGCCGAAACCUUUUCAGGCUACAGGGGGAGCUUUACGAGACCGCCUUCCUCUCAGCAGCUGAAAUGCUCGCACGCCGAGACUGAGCCCUCCCCUACCUCUUCCUCAGGCUGCUUGCUUUUCCCCACACCUGACACAAAGGGCUUGGCUUGUGCAUAACAGGCGGGCAGGCAGGACUAACGAGAAGAGAGGGCAAUGUUAAAGAAAAGAGGAAAAAAACGACCGUGGUGGGGGCGAAACAAGCGGCACCAUCGCCUUGAACAAUGAAAUUUUUUUUAGAGAGAGGAGGAAGCGGAAAUAGGUAAUAGCGGCUGCCGCUAGGUGUUCGUUUGGUGUCCUUUGCAUAGUUCCUGUGAUAAUCUCGAAGGGAAGAGGGAGUGCUGGGCUCAGCGCUUUCCCCCUCAGCGCACAUUGGAAGUAGCGUUAAAAGACAGGAGUUCUCUUCCUUGGGGCUGAAGCCCCCUUGAAUCCAGUAGGGCUGACUUCAAGCCCAGGACUGGGCUGAAAGGCGCGAUUUUUCUAGCUCCCCUGAAUUUAAGUAUGUUAGUGACAUCUUCCACUUGAACACGGUCCCUUUUUAUUGGGGUGUGCAUUUAUCUGUUUGUUGGAGAGGAGAACCGAUCAUUGUAGUUCUUUAUUUUGCAGUUGGAGGACGGGGAAAACCGGUUCGAGUCUCUCCCCCCUUCCGCCCUCCCCUUUGUUUGGAGCGUCAUUCCCACUUAACCAUAUGCAUAUUUCAACCUAGCCUCUUUCAUCAUCCCACCCACCGAUAUUCAAAACGAAACUGAUCACCUCUUGGGAAAGUUGCAAUUGUUCUGAGCGACUUCCCCACACUAUCAUCUGGCUGUCUUUUUUUUAAAUUCCUUUGGCACAAGCCACAAUAGCGACUACUAUUUGGGCUGCGUGUGUGACCAGAAUAUUUUAAAACAUACAUACGGCCCGCCCGCCCGCAAAUGUGAGUGUCCUCGCUGUACCUAGUCUACCCAGAUGCACCUAAUUCAGUCAAAUCAUUACGUGAUAGCCAGUUUUCCUGGGCAGUCUUUCCUCUGGCUUGGACUCCGGUUUGAAAUAACAAAAAAGGGGAUCUAGACGGGGGAGAAGGAGGAGGAGUCAGGGUGUGUUAAGGGGUUUACAACUCCCUCCCCUCGCCAUAUGGGAGCAGGCUGGAAACUGUUGUUAGGUAUGUGGUUCCUAGGUCAGCCGCACGCUGGAUUAAACUAGGAAGAAGCUGGGGGCAGUUUCAGGCAACCAUGGAGAAUGUGGAGUUCAGAGGCGGCCAGGAAAGGUUUCCGGACAAAGAUCCGAGGCUGAAUCCAGUACUUUUAGAUCAGGGACAAACUCACCAGCAACUGUUGAUAGGGGAUCAGAGAGGAGUCGAUUCAUACAAACUGGUGGAAGUACAAUUGACUGGUGGAGCUCCCUGGGGAUUCACGCUAAAAGGAGGAAGAGAACACGGAGAGCCUCUUAUCAUCACUAAGAUCGAAGAAGGCAGCAAAGCUGCAGCUGCUGACAAGUUGCUGGCUGGGGAUGAAAUUGUCAACAUAAAUGAUGUGGACCUCUCUGGGUUCAGGCAAGAGGCUAUCUGCCUGGUGAAAGGUUCGCACAAGUUGUUAAAGCUUGUAGUGAAAAGAAAAAAUGAUCUAGCCUGCAGGCCCCACUCCUGGCAUGCGACCAAAUUCACUGAGAAUCUGCCUGAGACAGCCACGUCACGCCGCUCCUCAGCCAAUGCCUGUGCUUCAUGGCACUCUCGGUAUCGUGCAAGCUCGUCUUCCCAUGAUUUGUCAAGCUCAUGGGAUCAGUCAAAUCUACAUCGUACCUCAGACCAAUUCAGCUCUGCUGGAAGCAUGGACAGUUGGGAUCACUCACCCCAAAUAUAUCAAUAUGGACAGAUUUCCUCUGCAAAGUCCAAUAACAGCAUUGACCACCUAGGGAAUCCCAGCAAAAGGGAUUCUGCCUAUGGCUCUUUUUCUACUAGCUCCAGCACACCUGACCACACAUUGUCCAAUGUAGAUGCUGCCUCAACAGAGAAUGUGGGAUACAAAGUGGGUCAUUGGGAAACCCCAAAACCAAUCAAUAGCAAGGCUGCCUCAUUUCUAAGUGAUAAUGGAGGAUUAGAGGAGAAACCCAGUUGUUUUCCACCUCCUGUACAGUAUGAAAACAACCAGAGCCCCCGACUGGAAGAUCAUUCUGGUUCAAAGUAUUCUGGGUCUGGAAGAUCAAAUUUUGGACCUGUGUGGUAUGUCCCAGAUAAGAAAAAGUCACCCUCUCCUCCCCCCCCACCACCUCCUCUUCGUAGUGAUAGCUUUGCUGCCACCAAGAGUCACGAGAGAGCCCAUGCUCCUCUGCAUCCAGAUGGUAUUCAGAGCACCCAGCACUUUGAAGUCCUGCACAGGCCACAAACCAAGAAUGAUUGGAGUACUGAAACAGUAGAGCAACAAAAGCGAGAUACUAGGGCAGUUGACAAGGCCUCAGAAGGACGGCAGGGUAGCAAACCAACUUACAGAUCUGAUCUCAGUCUGGAUUAUGGUUUGUCUUCUGCUGGGGACAGGGUCAACAAUAACAUGGGAAAUUUCAACAGACUUCAUUCAUCUCUAUCCAGUACUGAUGUUCGAUUUGCACAGUCUGCUUAUGGGCAUCAUUGCCAUCACCAUCAGCGCCAGUACAGUGAUGAAAGCACUUUCUUUCGCAAUGCAAAAGUCUCUGCAUCACCUAAAGAGCAGCGGCAUCUCUCCACUUAUGCUGGCAUUCAGGAAAGGCCCACUGACAAACAUAGCUAUCAUCCAAACCAAGCCAGGAUACUUGAUAGUACUACUACCGCUUCUUCUGACAUGAGUUCUGAGGAGCAAAUGGAUAACACUGGGCAAAGUCGCUAUUACUGUGUGACAGUGAAACAGCCUGUUCAGGGAAACUCAAGACCACUACACAAAGAUGAAUGUUUGAAUCCUGGAAUAGGGAGCCAUGCCUCCUCUGGACCACAAGAGAGUCCUCCCAUAGCUACAAUGAUCCAGAGUCCCAAAAACUGUCUACCUCAGCAACCUGUUGAGUCUUCUGUGGAUGUAUGUGAAAAGAGCAGUCGUCAUGUAGCAAAUAAAGGAGAGGAGGUUAGAACUGUUGUAACAGAAUAUGCCAAGAAGAUACACUUCCCUGAAAAACCAGGGCAGACCAAGAACUUUGAGGAGAAUCACAGUAGUUACCUUGAGCAUGAAUACGGGUGGGAAUGUGCCCUAAUGUCCAACAGUAAAGCUGCCCCAAAAGAUUUCAAGUGGAGUCAGGAAGAGAGCUACAAAAUUUCUCCUCAGAAGACCCCAAUGUUGCACUCUUUAGCUCAGGAAGGAAAAGGCCAGGCUGAUCCUGCCACUGAAAUUGAGGUUACUAAACAACCUGCAUUUGAUGCUAAUCUGAGCAAAAAUGCACGAAGGAGUGAUCGCUUUGCUACCACACUGAGAAAUGAGAUCCAGAUGAAAAGAGCAAAGCUACAGAAAAGCAAAAGCACAGCUUUCUUAACAGGGUCAACUGAGACAGAAGAGUACACUGAGAACUGGAAACCUGAUUCAGCAGAAAAGAUAAACUCUUCAUCAGAAAGUUCUUUUACUAGUGUGUACAAAGACAAUCUGAAAGAGGCCCAGGCCAGGGUCUUGAAGGCCACCUCUUUCCAACGAAGGGAUUUGGAACCCAGUUUUACAGUUUAUCUUCCAGACCGGAGGGCUAAUAAUUAUAACUCUUCCCCAUUGGCUCUUGUCUCUGAAGAUGAAUCAGGCUUCCUUGAAGCUAGACAGUCUUCUAAACAGACUUCAUCUGGUAAUAAUGUUCACCAUAUUUCUCGCAUUGGAGCUAGGAAGAGGUUCACAACAGAACAAAAAUUGAAAUCUUAUUCUGAGCCCGAGAAGAUAAAUGAGGUUGGGGUGUCAGAAGGUGAUCACCCACACCAUCGUCCAGCUACUUCUGAUGAAGCCUUGGGUUCAUUUGCAGAUAGGUGGAAGUUCUUUGAAGAAACUAGUAAGCCUGCUUAUCAAAAAUCUUCACAGAGACAUACUCCCUAUGGUCGAUCAGAAGUUCAGCCUGCUAACAAUCCUCAUACCAAUUUUCAUGAAGGUGAGAUUGAUGGAUUGUGGUAUGAAAGAAGGAUGCGGUCAGCUUCUUUUGGAGUUGAGAAUAUGGUUGGUGCAUAUGUUAGACCCAAGGAAAAUGUCCAUCCUAGUGGCUGGAAAUCAAAAUCUGGACAAUCUCAGAGGUUAGAAACUUUUGCAGAAUACCAAGCAUCUUGGAAAGAGCAGAGGAAACUUAUAGAGACUCGGAGCUCGGGAAGGUAUCAUUCAGCUGACAACAUCCUUGAUGCUGGCCAUGAGCAGCUUGAGAAAUCACCAUGUACGCAUGAACGGUCCAGGUCAUCCCCUUCUACAGAUUUCUACAAACAGGAAGCAUCAGCUGAAUCCAGGAGACAAGCAGAAAAUAAAAGGGAAAACAAAGAAUUUAUGUGCUCUACAGCAAGAUCUGGUGAAAAAAGCUGCAAUUUAAGGCCAGCUGACACAGGGUACUCAGAAGGCCAUCCUGGAGAGCCUGCAGGUCAGCAGGAUUACAGUUUUGGAAACAAAUGGAAAGCAUCUGCUAGGCCCUCACAUACAGGGCAGCCUGUAGUUGCAUCUCAGGGCAGCCGAGGUAGAUCUGGGACGUUGCCCAGUGAUUACAGAUACCCGCAGGAAAAUGUUACUGAAAAAAGCAAAGAUUACAGUGUGCUGCCUCUUGCUAUUUCUGAGCUACAAAUAUCCGAUGGCAAAGGAAAGGAAAGUCUGUGGGCAGAUCCACUCCUGAGUAAGAAACAUGGCCCCAUGCCUCAGAGGCCUCCCCCUCCAAAACAAGAGAAUAAAUACAGACAACAAGACAAUUCUUCAGCAUCACUUGCUGCUUCCUCAGAGUCUUUACUGACAGUCCCCAACAAUCCAGUUCAGUUUCUCUCUCCUGAUGCCAGUGUGGUUGAGGUUAGCUUGUCUCCUCAGAUAGCUGUAAAGAUUUCUGAAAAAUUAAUAAACACUGAACAAUCAGCAUCCAUCGAGAAUGUUUGUCAGCACUUAGAAGAAAAAACACAUCUCAACUCUGAACCUGGGUUGUCUUCAACAUAUCGCUACCAUUUGAAACCUGGAAUGGAGACUUCAAGGUCCCCUUCCCCACAAUUUGCUCCACAGAAGUUGACUGAUAAACCGCCUGUGGCUGUUCAGGAUGAGAAUCCCACAAGAAUCGAAAGAGUUAUGGAUAACAACACAACAGUAAAAAUGGUUCCUAUCAAGAUUGUACAUUCUGAGAGCCAUGCAGAGAAGGAAAGUAGGCAGAAUCUUGUGCACACCAUAGAGCCUCCUGCUUUACCAAGUGGCUUGGAGAAAGACCAGAUUAAGACGCUCAGCACCUCUGAACAGUCCUACUCUCGUUUCUGUGCUUACACGAGGCACGGGGUAGAGCCGGAACCUGAGAACAAAAGCCAGGUUCCUUAUUUGCAACCUCCUGAAGCACUUGGAGCCAACCAAAAGGACAGUGAUGUUUCUGCCCAUGGGGUUAGCUAUGUGAGGGCCAAAGAAAAGACCAUAGAAGACUGGAAGUCAGAAGAGCUAGCCAGAGAGAUUGUGGGCAAGGAUAAGUCACUAGCAGAUAUCUUGGACCCAAGAGCAAAAAUAAAAACUACAAUGGACCUAAUGGUGGGGAUCUUUCCGAAAGAUGAGCAUCUCUUGGAAGAAGCUCAACAGCGCAGAAAGCUUCUUGUAAAAAAUCCUUCACCAAAAACGGCAGAGGACAAGAAAGAGGAGCAGCCUCUGCCUUUGACUAUCCCCCUGACAACCAAUUCUACUUACUAUAGCACAUCUGCACCCAAGGCAGAAUUGCUGAAUAAAAUGAAGGACAUGCAGCAGCAGCAGCAGCAGCAACAGCAAAACGAGGAUUCUGAGGAUGAGCUAGACCACGAUUUGUCUGAGAAGAAGCAAGAACUGAUAGAUAGCAUAAGUCGAAAGCUGCAAGUGCUGCAGGAAGCUCGAGAGGCACUCUUGGAAGAUAUUCAAGCCAACAAUAUGCUUGGAGAUGAAGUGGAGGCCAUUGUAAAAGAGGUCUGCAAACCCAAUGAGUUUGACAAGUUCCGGAUGUUUAUUGGGGAUCUAGACAAAGUAGUCAACCUCCUGCUAUCACUCUCUGGUCGUCUUGCCCGUGUAGAAAAUGCACUAAACAACUUGGAUGAAAAUGCCUCUCCUGAAGAGCGGCGGAUCCUGGUAGAGAAGCAAAAACUGCUCACACAACAGCAUGAAGAUGCAAAGGAACUAAAGGAGAACCUAGACCGAAGGGAACGCAUUGUGUAUGACAUUUUGGCCAACUACCUGAGUGAUGAAAGCCUUGCAGAUUAUGAGCACUUUGUCAAAAUGAAGUCAGCCCUCAUCAUUGAGCAACGAGAAUUGGAGGACAAAAUCAAACUUGGGGAGGAGCAACUCAAAUGUCUGACUGAUAGCCUUCAGCCUGACAGGCCCAAAUGACACCCAAGGACAUGGAAACUAGGAUGACUUGGUUUAGAAGUAUAGAACUUCUCUGAUCACUAGUAGGAGCUGCUCAAAAGAAACAACUAGAAGUCAUAAUAGCAAUAAUGUUGGGGGGGGGAGUUGUUUCUAUGUGGGGUUAUUUGCAUUUCUAGAAACACUUCAAAGCCUCUUUGGUUUUCCCUUAUCAUACAGCCUUAGGAACCUCUUCAGACAUUAGAUUCUGUGCUUCAGAUUCAGUAUAUUCAGGAAUCUGCUGUGCUUGUACAUGAGUGCAGUUCUUUUUAAAAAAUAAAUUAUGUAUGUAUGGCUUCUAUUCUUUUCAGAUCCAUAUAGACUGCAGUGGACACCCCCAAAAAAGUAAAAAAGAUUUUAGGGAUUAUUUGGGGGGGUUAUGGAUGUGGGGAUAUAGCCAUAUCAAAUAGACGGAACACAGAAUACAAUGCUAUUUAGCAUUGUAUUCAGAUUGGUGAGAUAUAGUGGCAUUUUCAAAUUUGCACAUUUAAGCUGCAGUCUUAUGCACACUUACCUGGGAGUAAGCCCCAUCAAACACAGUGGGACUUACUUCUGAGUAAAUGCACAAGAUUGCACUGGCAGGUGCUAUUUUGAAGAAGUGUUGCAUAAGCUCUGCCUUUCAAAUCAUAUAUGUCAAAACUGUUUGGACAAGUAGACAUUGUAACAGCCUAUAAUAAAACUAUUUCCAAACACACCAGGGAAUUGUGUGUUUGUUUGGCUGUAUAGGUUUUAAUGUCUUAGAGGGGUGGGUCUUACUAAACUAUAUUUCAUUUGAAGAUCAGGUUGGAGAUUUUUAGCCAGCUUUAUUCAGUUCGUGUCAGUAAUGGGGAUGAGGUAGGUGGCACGAGGGGAAUAUUUCAUUCAGCUCAGUAUGAAUGAAGUAACUAAGGGUCUGACUCUAAUAAGCGCAGGUCUGUAAAUACAAGGCAGAACUGCUCUACAUUGUGUGUGGUGCCAUUUGCUAGGGAUUCAGUGAAUCACACUUCGAAUUAGAAGAUCAUUCUGUAUAUCUGUAAUUUGCACAAAGGUAAUUGUUUUUAUUUGUCAUGUCCUUAGUGCCUAGGUCUGCUGUUGCUCCAGUUUUUUCAUGCCUCAAUAAGAAGCAUAAUUUUUGUUUUACUAAAGUACAUUGGAAAAAAUUCAGAGUUAAGUGUGUGUGUGUGUUUGCCCAUUUUCACAUUGACAAAUAUCCCCGUAACAGUGGGACUUUGUUUUCAGUUCAGCAACACAAACAGUGAUGUAUUAACACUGUCAUCAGAAAAAUUAUACUGUUUCUAAAAAGCCCUAUUAAACUGUUUUUUACAUAACAGGAGGGAUGUGAUAACAAAUGCUGGUGUACCAAUCUGCACAAUAAGUGUUCCCUUGUAUUAAUGUACAUAUCUGGCAGAUAAAGGGAAAUCUGAUGCUUUGUGUAUAGGCUCUUUUUAAGUUAUACUGAGACAGUUAUUUACUCAGCACUUAAAUCUUGCUCUGGCCAUAGUGCCCUCUCUCACAAGUGCAACUAAUGUGAACAUUACAAGAAAGAAAGAAUUAACCUUCCAUUAGAUUUUAGUGUAGAAGAAACAUUUUCCUUCUGUGGUUCUCAUCAUUCAGGUACGUACAGUAAAAAACCAAUAUAAACAGUUGACUGUACAAGGCCUUUGCAUAAUCACUUCUGUGUGAUCAAGUAUUUCAUACACAAAUCCUACACAGGGCUUCUCCCCUAGUUAUCAGUGCUAAUUCACUCACCCUAGGCUAACUCUUCCCCUGUCCUAGAUCAAUAUCAUUCCUUUAAAACUCUGUUGUGCUGAUGGGUCCCAAGGGGUUUUUUUGUACCAUUCACACGACAUCUGACAAAUUCUCAUCACCAGAUGCUGCUACAGCUAACCAAUAUUAGAGAAAUUGAUCAAUUUUCUCUUGGAAUCUUCUUCCUGGUCCUUAAAUAAAGCCAAGCUAAGAUAAAUGAUUAUUUGUACUUCAGUCAGAUGUAAGCUUUUACAUGUCACUCCAUAUAAAAAUAACUAUUGAUUCUGAUUGUGCAUGUGAACUCCAAAUAUAAUGUCAGUAUGUGUGUAUACAGUACUUUGAGUUAAAUCAUAUAAUUCUUAUGAAGAUAGCAAUGUGGAAAUUGAUGUGUAAUUAUAUAUUAUCCUUUUCAUAAUGUGAUAUUUAAUCCCCACCUACAACUUGCCCACGCUGCCCUGCUUUCUUUUCGACUUGAAAGGACAAAACAAAGGCAGGCUCUUUGAAAGGGACCAGGAGUGGGAUAGUCCCUACUGAUGUGCAUAUUUCUAUAAAUAGCUCUGUUGUUGCUUUGAGAGAGAGAGAGAAAGAAUCUGGUGCUAACGUCUUGCCUCUGGCACCCAUGAGUGAAGGAUUACUUUUUCUACCUUAUGGGUCACUGCAGUUUUCAGAGUUUUUCGUAUAGUGAAGAAAAAAGUCUUUCUAAUUUCUCCAGUUGUCCCUUUUGAGUUUUCAACCCCGAAUAAAAGCAUAUAGAGAUUUCUUACUUGUUGCUUAAGUACAACAUCUUGCUUCACCAAGGGAAAUAAACUGAAUAUUGUGUUUCA
Rhineura floridana is the source of this 9173-nucleotide messenger RNA. It is a transcript of the gene SHROOM2, whose product is annotated as shroom family member 2. Bases 1357 to 6609 code for a protein of 1750 amino acids. Gene Ontology annotation, cellular component: adherens junction; apical plasma membrane; cortical actin cytoskeleton. The record is from RefSeq and is a predicted model, not a curated record. Gene Ontology annotation, biological process: actin filament organization. The transcript has 10 exons. Lineage: Eukaryota; Metazoa; Chordata; Lepidosauria; Squamata; Rhineuridae. Gene Ontology annotation, molecular function: actin filament binding.